CUCCGGCGGCGGCUCGGACAUUCCGGCACUAGGCAGAGCGCGAAGGCAGGAGUCGCCCUACGGCUGCCGGUGUUGUGUGGAGACGUGACUGGGAGAGAAUCUGGGGGAAGGCGAGAGGAGGAGGAGGAGGAGGAAGGAAGGAAGGAGGAGCGGCGGGGUUUCUAGCUCGCCGCCGCUCGGGAGAAAGAGGAACAGGGAGACGGAGAAGGCGCCAGGGAGUAUUUGCCUCGCCUGGCGCACAGGUGCAAGCGGCCGCCGGAGAAGGAGCGCCUCGCCGCUGGCGCCGCCUGGCCGAAGGGGGAUAUAGUGCCUGCCUGCCUGGACUCCGCCGCUUCUGUGGGGAGCGUCGCUUCACCUGCGAGCGAGUGAGCCAGCCAGCCAGCCAGCGCGCGGCGCGUCCCGCGUCAGCCAGGUCUAGCAGCAGUGGAGACAAUGAUUCAAAGAAAGCAACCUAUUCUACCACCUUGACAAAUCUGUUCCUUUCUGAACAUUGUUUUGAACUUUGGAUGGUCUCUUGCAACAGCUAUGCUUCCCUGACUUUUUGGCAGAAUUCUGCAAUUUGGAUGGAUUCCCCAGCAAAAAAAUGUUAAUUUCACACUCAUAUGGCCUUUUCUUCUAUGAUGCCUUCAUGCUUAUACAAGACCAGCUUUCCAAAAGGGAGGGCUAGUACUUGAUGCAGUUCCUUUUGGUGUUACCAUCUAGACCACAACUGUCACAGAACAAGGCCUGCUUGACUGACUGACUGAAUGCCUAAGGAAACAUUCUUAUGGACUUUUAUCUCAUCCGGAACUCACCGGAACUCGGUUCCGGCACCUCUCAGGAUUUUCGGGAUGUUCUUUUCGGAAGAAAGUUCAGAAGCUGGAGAAAGAUCCUCCCCGUGAUCCAUGGCUUGAAAGAAAAUGUCUGGGACCAUCGCCAGUCGCUCCAAUCUCCUGCCUCUUGCACUCUGCUGAACUCUACAUUGGUGCCAUGUUCUGUGGUACAACGUUAUGGUAUGGAAUGUGUCAUGAGGUGUUCAUCACUUGGAUUAGUUGCCACGCUUCUGCCUCUGUCAAAGAGAAGUGCAGAGGCCUAAGGUGGAUACAACAGGAUUGACUGACUGACUACAGCACCCUGGACUUAUUCUCAAAGAAUAUGUCAGAACGUCACAAUGGUCCCAUCUAGCAACAGUACAAUCUCUUCCUUGGUUUCUGUGAGUGCUGUCUGGAUUCAAGACUCCCAAACAACAGGCCUCCCAAGUGAUGCAUCCUCGUUCACUAGCAGCCAUGGCCUCUCCCAAACCAACGAGAGCUUCUCUUUCACCACUAUGGAAAUGACCAAUGGAUCACAAGUUCCUGAUGAUCCUCUGGGUGGCCACACCGUUUGGCAAGUUGUCUUGAUCGCUUUACUCACUGGCUUCUUGGCCCUUGUGACCAUCAUAGGAAACAUCCUCGUGAUUGUGGCUUUUAAAGUCAACAAACAGCUAAAAACUGUUAACAAUUACUUCUUGCUGAGCCUUGCUUGUGCAGAUUUGAUCAUUGGCAUUAUUUCCAUGAACCUGUUCACUACAUAUAUCAUCAUGGGCCGCUGGGCUUUGGGAAACCUGGCCUGUGACCUGUGGCUCUCCAUCGACUAUGUAGCUAGCAACGCCUCAGUUAUGAAUCUGCUGGUCAUAAGCUUUGACAGAUAUUUUUCCAUCACUAGGCCACUUACCUACAGAGCAAAACGAACAACCAGAAGAGCUGGGGUGAUGAUUGGCUUGGCUUGGGUCAUCUCCUUUGUCCUUUGGGCCCCUGCUAUUCUGUUCUGGCAAUAUUUUGUUGGGGAGCGAACUGUUGGUGAAGGUGAAUGUUACAUCCAGUUCCUGACUGAGCCUAUCAUCACUUUUGGCACCGCAAUAGCUGCCUUUUAUUUGCCCGUCACCAUUAUGAGUAUUUUGUACUGGAGGAUAUACAAGGAGACAGAGAAGCGUACCAAAGAGUUAGCAGGACUCCAGGCCUCUGGCAGCGAAGCUGAGGCAGCACGCUUUGUCAACCAGACAGGCAGCUCUAGAAGCUGCAGCAGCUAUGAGCUGCAGCAGCAUAAUACAAAGCGCUCAAAGAGAAGAAAAUACGGCGGCUGCCACUUCUGGAUGACAUCCAAGAGCUGGAAGCCAAGCCCAGAUCAGGUUGAUCAGGAGCACAGCAGCAGUGACAGCUGGAACAACAACGAUGGCAACGCAUCUCUUGAGAACUCUGCUUCGUCGGACGAAGACGACAUUGCCUCUGAGACCAGGGCCAUCUAUUCCAUUGUACUGAAGCUUCCAGGACAUAACACUAUCCUAAACUCUACAAAGCAACCCUCAUCAGAAGACCUGCAGGGGUCAGAGGGUGAAUUGUCGAAGAUGGACACAGAUUCAAAAGACAAGAAGCCUAAAAACCUUCAUCCACAAAAGUGUUUAGAAGAUGGAAACUUGCAGAAGAGCUUUCCUAAACUUCCUGUUCAACCAGGAUCAGCAACACACACAGGAAAGGCUACUGAUGGCAUUUCAACAGGACCUAAGGCACCUGCUGCCCUGCCUUUGUCAUUCAAGGAAGCUACCCUGGCCAAGAAGUUUGCCUUGAAGACAAGAAGUCAGAUCUCCAAGCGGAAACGAAUGUCACUCAUCAAAGAAAAGAAAGCUGCACAGACACUCAGUGCCAUUUUGUUUGCCUUCAUUAUCACAUGGACCCCAUACAACAUCAUGGUCUUGGUAAACACCUUUUGUAAUAAAUGUAUUCCCCAAACCUUUUGGAACCUGGGGUAUUGGCUUUGCUACAUCAAUAGCACAGUGAACCCUAUGUGCUAUGCACUCUGUAACAAAACAUUCAGAACCACUUUUAAGAUGUUACUGCUAUGUCAAUGUGACAAACGUAAACGACGUAAGCAACAGUACCAGCAGAGACAGUCCGUCAUUUUUCAUAAGCGGAUUCCGCGGGAAGCUUCAUAAAAUAGUAUGUUUUAACAAUGGAUAAACAUAUUAAAGGGAUUGCAAAAAAUGGGAGGGAGGGUGGUUGCUGGAGCCAGCUACAAAUAUUUCAUCUUCACGAUGAGAAAGGAUCAGCUGGUGUAUGCAUCUAUCCUUUUAAUACUUCCUGGUUAAUGUAAUGGUUUAUACCGCAUUAAGCAAAAGCAAACUAAUUGCAGAGGUUGUUGGUUUUUUUUUUUACUAAGGAACAAUCAAACAUCUGAAAGUUUUGCUACAAAAUCCCAAGGAGUUGCAGUGCAAUUAUGAAAGCUAUUGGUGAUCUGCCCAAUUAUUCAAAUGUAAAUCCAUUCUGGGAUCUCAGGUGAGCACAUGCAGCUAGCCCAUUCCUAAGGAGUAAAGUAGGUUUUAGCUGAAGUAACUAGUUGGAUGUGCAUUAUAUAUGUGUGCAUUCUAAGCUUAGGCUGCACCAAACCUCUUAGAGCUUCCCUUCCUCACCUCUUUUGGAUGUAAUGACAAUUCUUGUGGGCCAAGUUAUUAAAGAAUCUGCAGAGGAGGAACCAAGGCACUCAGAGCCUGCCAUCUGUUUACCAGGAAAUAGGAUGCCUGUCUUUUGAGGCACUGCUUAUCAUGAUUGUCAGAUGCGAGUAGCACAAAGGGGCCUUGAAAACCAUUUUUCAGCUUAUAUUUAUGUUUUCUAAUUUAUUCUGAAAUUUUGGCUUUUCCUUAAAGUGGCGAACCCCUCACAAUAAAUGCGCACCACAGUGAAGAACACCAGAAGGCCCCUGUUUUAUGAUUGUUAUAGAUGCAGUUUCAAUUAUGUUUGUGCCUCGUCCUGGAAUUGCUUUGCGAUGAAGGGCGGGUUAGAAAUAUUUUUAAAUAAACAAAUAAAUAAAUAAAUAAGGGCACUUACUAUAUCCACACAUUUUUACAGCGGAAAUGAAUAUCUUGUAUAUUUUUUCAUAUAGAGAUGUACCUUGAAGAGCUCACAGUCUCUCAACUGGAGAUGUGAGGCCACAAGCAGAUGAGAGAAUCCUCACUAAUAUUUACUUUAACAGAGAACACAAAAUACUGGGAGCUGCAGUCUUUACAGGAUGUACUUCUGCAUCAAACGUGAACGUCAGAUGGACUUUUGGUCUGGUUCUCACACUUCAAUUAUGCCAGUACAAAUCGGAUAGGGCCCAGUGUGGCUCUGGGAGUCUCCAGGUUGCUUAGAAGUUGACCAUGACUUCUGUGCAGAUUAGGGAAGUCCCGCCCACUCUGCUGGUUUGAGGGUGGGCAAGAGGGGACAAGAAGGAGGUCUGAGAGCAGCACCAGGAAGAAAGCAUGUGAUUAUUUCAGUGCAUUUAUUCAAGGGUUUGAAGAAGUCAAAAGUCUAUGUAAUAAGCACAUCACUUCUCUCAGGCAGGCUCCUAAAUCAGACUGCACCAGGAGAUUCUCAGAACGAGUGUCUGUCUCUAUUUUCUGCACAUUUAGAAAGUGUUUUUAGAAAUGGGGGAAAAUAAUUAUGUAUUUAAAGAAACUGACUUGGCACUUUCCAAAAUGCUUGUCAAUCUUGAAAGCUUCUGUUGUUGUUACCGUUGCUGUUGUUGUUGUUGUUACAACUAGUAGUGGAAAAUUCAAGUUUGUGCAGUACAAUGUCCCAAAUUAAUGUAAGUAGUCUGCUAUUUUAAAUAGCUAAGCACCUUCUGAGAAAGACAAAAAAGGGCUUUUAAUAUUUAUAGUUGAGAUGUGAGCAGUGAUGGCUCCUGGUAUUUAUAAUGUGGUCAGUUCCUGAGAUCUUGGACACAACCCACCGUCCUCUUACGCAACUCCCAUUCACUCAGUGAUGAUUGCAGAGGAGAUGUUCCAAGUGGAUUGUGCCUAUACUGUACUUCAUAAAAGUCAGGAAUUCCCCAAGGAAAGGAUUGUAAUUUAAAACUUAGUUUCAGUUCAGAUUUACUUACAUUUUGAAAGGUAAUUUUGUAUAUUAUGCUUUCAAUUGACCAAGCUUCUUUGUGGAGUUUCCCCCCCCUUCUCUUCCUUUUUUUUUUCAUUAGACCUGACACUCAGAUUUAACAAAAAUAAAAAUGCAACUUCCUUUAUGAAAAGGGGACUCAGUGUUGUGAACACAGAACUGGUAUAAAAGCUGCUUUUGUAUUCAGUGUGAGAUGGUGUUUACAGAUGAUUUUGACAACAGUGGAAGUAUAUUAAAUAGUGUCUGUGUAUCUGAGCUAUUUAAUUUUGUGUUAUGUUUAUAUGAAAAAAAUAUUUAUACAUAAAAACCACCAAAAUGUUUUAUUUAAAUGUUGAUAAAUAUUGCUCUUCAGUCUUCAACUGUAAUGUCCUUUAAACGCAAAAUCAUAAAGGUGUUCUUGAGAAAUGAACACGGCUUUCAGGUCUGUGCAUCACUGAUUGUAGUAGGUUCCAUUUGUGAGCACGGAAGAGUUUCCCCCGUUUAUUGCACUCCACCAACAUAGACUGGUCUUGGCAGGGCUGGAGGUGAGGAUAGCUGCAGCUGCCAUGUACACCCAAAGUUGUAUAGGGGAAAGCUCCUUUGAGCUGCAUGAGGGGUGGGGACAAAACAGGUUGGAAAGCAGCAACUACUAUCAGACUCUAAGCGGUGGAGAACUUCCAGGAAGGAACUCUAAAGGAUGGGUGUGUUCUUGCUUUUCCUAAGGAACCAAGUGAUUAGGACUGCAGGCAUGCUUAGGGGUGUGGUGACACAUUGCUUUAGAGGCCAGGACCACAAGGUGCUGAAUUAAGAUACCUUGGAUACCAUUGUGUAGAAAGGUGGGGCUGUAAAUUUAAACAACAAAUAAAUAAAAUAUAAAUGGGGCACCCCUGUGAACUUGAGUGAAUGUCAGAAUUGCACCCCAUACCAAAUGCCAGGUCUGCUUUUAUUUUUAAAAACUCACAUGCAACCCAAGUCACUUUAGAAGACCAUCACAUAUAAAGCUCUCAUACCAGGCUCAUCUAAAAAGCCAACAAUAUAUUCUACCCAAACAAAUAUAACAGGGACAUGAUUAUUAUUAUUUUUAAGGGUGGAAUUCAGAGCAGAGAAGCAUUGUGUGAAGAUGGGGCUACAAAUACCGUAAUUUCCUAAGCAAUCCCUUCCUGGUAGGUUUGCAAACUUGCCCGUUCCCUUGGAACAGUGGACAAAACGAGAGGCAUGGAUUUCACAGAAUCAUAGAACUGGACAGUUGAAAUGGAUUCUGAGGAUCAUCUAGUCCAACCCCCUGCAAUGUGGAAAUCUUUUGGCCGAAUGUGGGGCUCGACCCCCCCCCCCAAACCCUGAAUCUUAAGAAGCUCAUGCUCCACCUGCUGAGCCAUCUCAGUCAAUCCACAUAUAGGCUAGUGUUAAAGAUGGAAAACAGAAAAAGCAAAUACCUUGGAAGAUGGCAGACAAUGCCCCAAUGACCAUUAGAAUGAUCUGUUUUUAACAAGUGAGUGGGCAUACGGCAAUGGACUGAGGGGCAUUUUGCCUCCUGGCCCUAUGAGUGCAAGACCUCAGUGGGAACAGGAACCUGACAGCAAAGAGUGCUUCCUCCCUCUGUAAGUUCUUGCAGCUCGUUAGGAAGAUCUGACAUUGUCUCUUGAGUUACUUAUUAAGAACAGAAAGACAUUUCAUUGCUCAAGUUGACCUUACAACUAUUGUUUGAUCAUAUAUAUAUACAGUAUAUUCAUACAUAUAUAUUGUCAUAUCAUUCUCUUUUGCUAUUUAGGGUAAAUACAAUUUCCUCUAUGAGAUGUGAGGAAGCCAGACUACAACAAGGAGGCUAUCUUGCAUAUUGCUGAUUUAUUGAUGAGAGAGUAUUUUUUUAAAAAAAUCAAACGUUUGCAUUUUUUGCAAAAAAACCAAACAAACCCAAUUUGUCGCCACUGUUUACACAAAAGAAGCAAACAUGCGGGGAUUGUUUUCAGAGAAAUAAAAUUAAAUAAAUCUGAUGUUUGAUGUGUGAAGAUGUCUUUAACUAUCCUUUAUAAUUGUAGUGCAACUAUAAAAUGUUCAACACCUUCUUGAUGGAACAGUGCAAUUUUAAGGGUAGGGUUGUGGUUGAUUUUAUUGUGUGAGCCCAAGUGUGCUUUGGUCAGUAAGAAUUUAACAGCCUAGUCCAUUAUCAUGUAGGUAUGCUCAGUUCCACAGCUACUUUCAUACCAGGAGGGACUCGGCAUGCACCAUCCCCUACCAGAAAUAGAAUUUCACGAGUGCCUUAAUCAACAGGGUCUGGCUCAAACAAACAAACAAACAAACAAAGCUAUACCUCUGAGCAACUUAAGAGCUGCAUCCUAAUGCUAAUACAGAUUGGAAGUGUUCUUUUGAGCAAUUGACUGUAUAAAAAGAGCAUCCCAUGAUAGCUAAAUUUUAGUUCCUUCCCUCUAGACCAGGCAUUCCCAAACUUCGGCCCUCCAGAUGUUUUGGACUACAAUUCCCAUCUUCCCUGACCACUGGUCCUGUUAGCUAGGGAUCAUGGGAGUUGUAGGCCAAAACAUCUGGAGGGCCGCAGUUUGGGGAUGCCUGCUCUAGACCUUCAUUGCACUCUGUUAACUAGUGAUAGUGCUGGUGUAAAAUGACCUCAACAGUCAAUAAAAAUUGCUUGUACAAAAUCUACACUGAUACCUUGAUGUCGUCUCCCACCAGGCAAGAGUAUCCCAAGGAGCCUUAAGGUGGCUGAUGCUGGUAUUGUGGAUCAGGGUGCAAAGAAGUGCAUGCAUAUAGGAAUAUAUAGCACCUUCGGUUCCAUCUACAUGUAUAAAAAACACACCUGAGUGUAUGCAUGUAUGAAAUUGGCUUGCUCUUCAAAGAGUAGCAGCCCCUAGGUAGUAGAUGGCAGUUGGGGCACAAACAUUCUGUCAUAGACACAACUGUGUAGGGCAGGAAUGGUAAACCCUUUCGAGGCCACAGGUGAAUAUGGGUGUGGCCAAUUUUAAAUUUUCUUUUUAAAAAGGACAAAUGUGGGUGGGGAGGGAAUUCAGCAUCAUAGAAUUGCAGUCGGAGUGGUAAGUGAUUUUUUUAAAAAAAGACGAGAAAAUUGGGGGAAGUUUGAGUAGGUGACAGAAAGCGGCAGGGUACCUAUGGGAACAGCCAGUAAAAAACAAACACAAAUAAAACAAAAAAAAUUAAGAUUAAAAAAGGGGGGAGCAUUGGCAUUGUCCAACAAACCACUCAAACCUGUUGUGUGCAGUGCCACCAUCUACCCCUUUGCUUAAAGAAGCAACAUUGAAUAGUACUGCUGUAUCAUUUGCUUUAUCUGUUCUAAACAAGGAGCAGAGAGGGAAAUAUAUAGCCAUCAAGUUAUGGCCAGUUCAAAAUAGCGCCAGUUGGUUUUAUGAGAUUAUUGACAUUUUCUGCAUUGCUUGGCUGUUUUGAGAAGAACUCGCUGCAGGAAUAACAGUUGACCUGUAGUGAAUACUUAUUGAAUUUUUUUUUUAUUAUUAUUUUUGGGUGGAGAGAGGAGAAUAAUGUACUUCAAAACACUGCAGCUUUAUUUUUGUUGCUAGCCUGGAAUGAGAAAGUGGUGUAGCAGUUGUCCACCGUGCAACAAAAUAGACCUUUGAGGUUUCCUGAACAGCUCUCUGUAAGCGACACUUCAUAUCCA
This is a messenger RNA of Zootoca vivipara (common lizard), 8502 nucleotides long. NCBI's taxonomy places the organism in Eukaryota, Metazoa, Chordata, Lepidosauria, Squamata, Lacertidae. The record is from RefSeq and is a predicted model, not a curated record.